Messenger RNA from Rubroshorea leprosula, 1817 nucleotides. The record is from the annotation of a GenBank genome assembly. NCBI's taxonomy places the organism in Eukaryota, Viridiplantae, Streptophyta, Magnoliopsida, Malvales, Dipterocarpaceae.
AGAGCCUCAAGCUCAAAUCUUCUCUGUGAAACCCUCCUUCAAUCUUCCGCGCCCGAUGGCAUCCUUCCCCUCCGAUGAUACUUUCUCCCGACGUGAAUCGUAUUCCGACCAUACCGAUGUAGCUUCAACGGCGGUGGAGGAAACCCAAACGCCAAUCGGGCCUCCCACCCACCUCUCCUUCAACCAGGACGCUAGCUGCUUCACUGUCUGCACCGAUAGUGGCUUCUACGUCUUCAGCACCGACCCAAUGCGUCGCAGCAUCAGCCGCGAAUUCGGAAAGCGGAGAGGCCUCGGGCUUGUCGCCAUGUUCUUCCAAAGCAACUUAUUUGUGCUUGUCGGUGGGGGCUCUGCUCCGCUCUCCCCACCCACAAAGGCCUUCCUCUGGGACGAUCGCCUCAAUGGUUACGUUGGAGAACUCACCUUCCGCUCUCAUAUCCGCUCACUCCGCCUUCUACACGGCUGCGUAAUCGUAGUCCUGCUUCAAAAAAUUUAUAUUUACAACCUUUCGAACUUCAAAUUAUCCCAUCAAGUGGAGACUGUGUGCAAUCCCAAGGGCUUGUGUGAGGUCUCUCAUGCAGCCGGGCCGAAGUUGAUGGUCUGCCCGGGGCUGCAGAAGGGUCAGGUGAGAGUGGAGCAUUAUGGGUUACGGAAGACGAAGUUCAUAAACGCCCAUAAUUCCCCUAUCGCCUGCUUAGCUCUGACCGGUGACGGCAGAGUCCUGGCCACUGCAAGCAGUAAGGGAACUUUAAUCAGGGUUUUUAACUCGUUGGAUGGAACUCUGCUCCAGGAGCUAAGGAGAGGUGCAGACCAAGCAGAGAUUUAUAGCCUUGCUUUCUCUUCUCCUGCACACUGGCUAGCCGUCUCAAGCAACAAAGGAACUGUCCAUAUCUUCAGGCUUAAGUUUGAUUCAGAAUCUUUGUUGAAUGAUGGAUCAAACAAUCCACCUGUUUCAAAUCUUUCUAAACAAUCUGCUGUCUCAUCUUUCUCAAUGCUAAAGGGUGCAUUGCCAAAGUAUUUCAGCUCAGAAUGGUCGGUGGCUAGAUUCUGGUUGCCUGAAGGUUUGAAGCACCUUGUUGCUUUUGGCAAGCAAAAGAACACAAUUGUCAUUAUAGGCAUGGACGGGAGGUAAUUGUGAUUUGUGUAGUGUAGCAUUAACUACUUGUCUUCUUUACUUCUUUAGAACUGAUGACUUUCUUACUUUUCUUAAAUAUUAAGCCAUAAUGAACUGCUGGUUACCAACUCUAUGAUACUUUACCAGUUAGUCUUUAGAAAUUUUAAAUGUUAAAUCAUACUAUAAUCCUCCAAAGAAGGGGGCUGAGAAUAAUUAACAAAUCAAUGAGUCUUGAAACCCUUCUCCAUUUUGAAAGAAUCAAGCUGGUGGUUUUUAGUUGGCACUAGAAUUCUGUAAUCCAGUAUACUCUGUUUCUUAUGUGGAUGCUAUACCACCGAUGGCCUUGAUCCUUUUUCUUCACUCUGUUGCCCCCUCCUUACCUGUCCAAAUAUCUAAUUAACUUUGUUUUAUUGAGUUGAAAAUGCAGCUUCUAUCGAUGCAAGUUUGAUCCUGAAAGAGGUGGUAACAUGACUCAGCUAGAACAUCACAAUUUCCUGGUAGCCAGUUAGAAAUUUAUGAAGUCAAUCCAGGAUGGUUCACAUUUUUGGGAGAUGAUUUCAUGAUAAAGUUACACAUUAGACCUAUUGGAGAGUAGAAUCAGUUAUAAAUAUCCAAGUAAAUGAACAUUACUUAAAGCUGUUGGUAAAUAUAUCUGAAUUUUUAUAUAUUGGUGAUGGUUGUUGGUAAAUAUAUCCGAAUAUUUAUA